UUGUGAUGUAUAAAUUUACGCGUGUCUUUCGAUUUAAAUUUUUUAACAAAAACGUUUUAAAUAAAAAAUUUAGCAAUAAUGCUAAUAAUCAAAACGUGUCAACUAACUGUUACGACGUAAUAGUUAUUGGCGGUGGACAUGCUGGAACAGAAGCAUGUGCAGCAUCGGCGCGUAUGGGUGCACGCACAUUGUUGGUUACCCAUAAAGUGGAAACCAUAGGUGAAAUGUCAUGUAAUCCGUCAUUUGGUGGCAUUGGCAAAGGGCAUCUUAUGCGUGAAAUUGAUGCACUUGACGGAAUUUGUGCUCGUUGCUGUGAUGUCUCGGGAGUUAAUUAUAAGGUAUUGAAUAAACGACGUGGACCGGCAGUCUGGGGUCCACGGGCACAAAUCGAUAGAAAACUUUACAAGCAAGCCGUGCAAAAGGAACUGUUCUCAAUAAAAAAUUUAGACAUUCGCUGUGCAGCAGUUGAUAAUCUCUUAAUAAAUUACAACGAGUUGGAAGAGUGCGGUAAACGUUGUGAAGGUGUUGUUCUACAAAAUGGUGAUGUGGUCUAUAGUCAUACAGUCAUUCUAACUACUGGUACCUUUUUGCGUGCACAAAUAAAUAUUGGUUUAGAAACGCGUCCCGCUGGUCGUGUAGGUGAUGCUCCCGCAAUUGCUUUGGGUAAGAACUUAGAAUCAAUCGGUUUUCGUAUGGGUAGACUGAAAACCGGCACACCUCCACGAAUUGCAAAAAAUAGCAUAAACUAUGUUGGAUUACCUUUGCAUUAUGGAGAUAAUCCACCAAUACCAUUUUCAUUUAUGAAUGAGAACGUUUGGUUAAGACCGGAAGAUCAAUUACCUUGCUAUUUGACGCAUACCACCUCACGCGUUAAUGACAUAGUACGUGAAAAUUUGCAUGUCAACCGACAUGUAACCGAGGAAAUAACUGGACCAAGAUAUUGUCCAUCAAUAGAAUCGAAAGUGCUACGCUUUCAAGCUAAAACUCAUCAAAUAUGGUUAGAGCCGGAAGGUUUAGAUAGUGAACUUAUUUAUCCACAAGGUUUAUCUUGUACAUUACCACACGAACAGCAAGAGCAAUUGGUGCAUGCGAUCAAAGGAUUGGAAUCAGCUGUUGUUGUGCAACCUGGUUAUGGUGUAGAAUAUGAUUUUAUAGAUCCACGCGAAUUAUAUCCAACGCUUGAAACAAAACGUGUAUCUAAUUUAUUUUUUGCUGGUCAAAUCAACGGCACCACUGGUUACGAGGAGGCAGCAGCACAGGGCAUCGUAGCUGGUGCGAAUGCAGCUGGAAAAACAGUUCACUCAACAUUACCAAGUGAAAAACAGAAAUUAACUAUUAGUCGUACAGAGGGUUAUACAGGAGUUCUUAUAGAUGAUUUAACAACUCUUGGUACUAAUGAACCAUAUCGUAUGUUCACAAGUCGUGCGGAGUUUCGUUUAACACUGCGUCCAGAUAACGCUGAUAUCAGAUUAACCGAAAAAGGUUACAACUAUGGACUAGUAUCGGAAACACGUUAUAAACAUUUUGCAGAUAUAAAAAGGAAACUUGAAUUAGCAGUCUCAUGUUUGAAAUCCUUAAAACGACAUUCUAACUAUUGGCGUCAAGCUCUUGGACUACGAUUAGCUAAGAAUACAAUAGAAAAAAGCGCAUUUUUAAUGUUAGGUAUAACAGCAGAUGGAAUAACAGUAGAUCAAUUAAUUAAGUUAUAUCCUCAAGAACUAGAUUGGCUUGAAAAUGAAAAUAUUAUUAAACAACGACUUAAAAUUGAAGCUCUUUACGACUUUUUUGUUAAAGAACAAAUGCAAGAAGUCGAGGAUGUGCGACGUGAUGAAUGUUUAUUAAUUCCCACAGACAUUGAUUACUUCUCCAGAACAUUAAGUCUUUCAAAUGAGGAACGUCAAAAGCUAAGCAUGAUACAACCACAAACAAUCGCUGCGGCGAGUCGCAUACAAGGCGUCACGCCUUCAACUAUUGUACGAAUUUUGAAAUACGUUAAACGUGCAAAUUUAACGCCAUCGAAUAGCUCAAACACUAUCUAGUAGUAGUAGUAACAUAGUAGUAGUAUUGUAAGGAUUAUUCAUUAAUAUUCUAAUAAUUAUUCAAAUUAGCUACGAACAAUUCGAACUAUUUGGAUUUGUUUAAUAUUCGAGCACUUUCGUGCAAAGCCAGUGACCGAAUCGUUCGUAAUAUUUAAAUUACGUGCAUUUGAUCGGUCAUGACCGCAUAUUUGAAUUAUUUCUAAAAUUCAAACAAUCCGAAAACGAACAACACUACUUAA
Teleopsis dalmanni is the source of this 2278-nucleotide messenger RNA. Its product is annotated as protein MTO1 homolog, mitochondrial-like. Lineage: Eukaryota; Metazoa; Arthropoda; Insecta; Diptera; Diopsidae. Gene Ontology annotation, biological process: tRNA methylation; tRNA wobble uridine modification. The transcript is spliced from 2 exons. Gene Ontology annotation, cellular component: cytosol. The record is from RefSeq and is a predicted model, not a curated record. Gene Ontology annotation, molecular function: flavin adenine dinucleotide binding. The coding region runs from base 6 to 2039 and encodes 677 amino acids.